AUGGCAAUCCACAAUACUUUAUCACGUUCACAUGGAAUUGUAAAGUGGUCAGAGAUCACCCGCUAUAUGGAUACACAUCGCCAAACCGAUUCCCAUAGUAGAGCAUAUAUCAUUGCUCGGGUGUUCAAUAUCAAAGUUCAUGACUUUAUCCGGUUUCUUAAGGAAGACAAAACAUUUGGCGGCGUUGAAACAUAUCUGUACACUAUUGAGUUCCAUAAAAGAGGUCUUCCGCAUUGCCAUACCUUACUCUGGGUAUCAGCUGCGGACCGCGUAAAAAUUGCAAGUGAUGUUGACAAGUAUAUCACAGCUGAGUUGCCAAAUCCAAUUACGGAGGCAGAAUUAUACGAGACGAUAACAACCUGCAUGAUUCAUGGUCCAUGUGGACCGCUUAACAACUACGAUCACUUUUCUGUCAUCUACUGCUUUUCUGUGAGGUUAGCAAUCCACUUUUGCUGUGGAACACUGCAUGACACACUCCGUUCUGCCAUCCCAUCUAAAUCAAUGGCAAACUUUGGUCUUCCAGUUCCGUCAGCCAAUCUGAUUGGUGUUUUACGAAAUCGAAAGCUAUUGGAAGAAAUGAGUUAUGAUACGAAAGAACUACUAAAACAACACAAUGAUCAAGUACCAAAGCUCAACAAUGACCAACGAUUAGUCUACAACAAAGUUGUUACUUCCAUAGAGAACGCAAAACGAAUACUAAUAUUUGUUUAUGGACAUGGUGGUACUAGCAAAAAAUUCUUAUGGGUGACUAUUCUUUCCUAUCUGAGAUCGAUAGGCAAAAUCAUUUUGGUUGUUGCUGCAUCUGGAAUCGCAUCGCUUUUAUUACCCUCUAGGAAAACCGCACACUCAAGGUUCAAAAUACCUAUUGAUUUAAACAACAAAAAAUCAUGCGAUAUAAAAAAGCGCACCUUCCUUGGAGAUCUUAUGCAGUGUACAACACUCAUUAUCUGGGAAGAGGCGCCAAUGAGUGACAGAAGGUGGUUUGAAUUUUUCGACCAUUCACUUAGAGAUGUGCUAGACUGUGACGAAAAACAGUUUGGGGGCAUGUCAGUGCUCCUUGGUGGUGAUUUCAGCGAAACUCUUCCUGUUCUACCAAAAAACACUCGUUUUGAAAUUAUCGCACUAACUCUACCAAGUUCAUAUUUAUGGUCAUAUUUUAUAGUUCACUUUUUACAUACGAACAUGACACUAGAGUCCUCUAACACAAUAUCCCAUGGCUCAAUGACUUUAUCAGACUUUGCCACAUGGCUGCUAGCUAUUGGUAAUGGACAUAUAGGUGUACCUGACAAAGAUGACCCACGGGACUCAAGUUGGAUACGAAUUCCAUCUUCACUCCUAAUAUCACUUUCCCCUGAUUCUCUACAGACCUUAAUAUAUUUUGUCUCUGGGGAUGAUACACUUAAUGAGCCGACUGCCACACUGCUUUCAGCAAGAGCAAUAGUUUGUCCCACAAAUAAUUCAGCUAAUGAGAUAAAAGCUCACAUUUUAAAAAUGGUGACAAGUGCCAGGGUAUACAAUAGCACAGACACCAUGCAGCCGAAUGGAAAACACACAUCAGAUUUGGAGGGCCUCUAUCCAAUAGAAUACCUAAACCAACUAAGCUUUCCGGGAAUACCACCACACGAGCUUCUACUUAAGGUAGACUGUCCGAUAAUGUUGUUAAGAAACAUAAGUCAGAGGGAAGGCUUAUGCAACGGUACCCAUAUGAUUGUUUCACAAUUGUUACCAUGUGUUAUUGAAGCGACAAUCAUAACUAGCACUUCCAUUGGAAAACGUGUAUACAUACCACGUAUAAAGUUCAUACAUAACUCAUCAGAUCUACCAUUCAUCUUCUCACGAAAACAGUUUCCAGUUAAAGUUUGUUAUUCAAUGACUAUCAACAAGAGUCAAGGACAAUCACUACGUAAGAUUGGAAUAUAUUUGUUACAGCCCAUCUAUGCACACGUCCAACUGCAGAUACAAUUCAAAUUCUUGGACAGUGAACAAAUCAGAGCUACAUUGAAUCUGUUUUCAGUGUUUUAG
Lactuca saligna is the source of this 2022-nucleotide messenger RNA. The record is from the annotation of a GenBank genome assembly. NCBI's taxonomy places the organism in Eukaryota, Viridiplantae, Streptophyta, Magnoliopsida, Asterales, Asteraceae.